AUGCGGGCAACUCUGGCAGGCCUGCGCAAGGCACACGCCAAUGCAGCCCAAUGGCACUUGGGUGCUCUUCGAAGACAGCCAGCAACGAUCUACUAUGGCCAAGCGGCCCAGCGACGAAGGCUCGCGACAGAACGCAGCAAGAAGGCGACAGACCCGACGGACGAGACAGUACGGUCAACAUCGGUGCUGUCCUCGUCUCCAUCGUCGGCAUCGACCGAGGACUGGGAGGAUGACCCGAACUUCAACAUUGAAAAGUUCUCGGAGCUGCCGAGCAGCGACUUUGGCGUAAACCAGCACAUGGUGAUCAACGACGAGUUCAAGGAGGCGCUGCGGCAGAUUCUGUGGCAAUUCCGGGCGCCGAUCCGAUAUGCAUUUGCCUAUGGCUCGGGCGUGUUCCCGCAGAGCAAACACGACGGCCACGUGGCGACAGAGGCGGAGAUCCGAGCCAUCCACCCCAAGGCACCACUGAGUGUGCAGCGCGCCCAGGACGGCACGCCCAAAAUGAUCGACUUCAUUUUUGGCGUGACAUACACGCAGCACUGGCACAGCCUCAACCUGCACCAGCACCGCGACCACUACAGCGGGCUGGGAUCGCUGGGAUCAGCCGCGGUGGCCCACGUGCAGGACCGCUGGGGCGCCGGCGUGUACUUCCACCCGUACGUGGUGGUCAACGGGAUCCUGGUCAAGUACGGGGUGGUGAACCUGGACACGCUGUGCGGCGACCUGAGCGAGUGGCAGACACUCUACCUGGCCGGGCGGCUGCAGAAGCCGGUCAAGAUCCUGCGCGACGAUGCGCGCGUGCGGCUGAGCAACCAGAUCAACCUGCUGUCGGCACUGCGCACGGCGCUGCUGCUGCUGCCGCCGACGUUUAGCGAGCGCGAGCUGUACAGCACCAUCGCGGCCAUCUCGUACCUGGGCGACCCGCGCAUGCAGCUGCCGACGGAGAAUCCGCGCAAGGUGGCCAAUAUUGUCGACCACAACAUGGCCAACUUCCGUCGUCUGUAUGCGCCGCUGAUCGCCACGCUGCCGAAUGCGGCCUUUGCUGAUGCGCGCUGUGCCCAGCUCGGCUGGCUUGACGACGACGACGCCGACCUGCGUCUGGUCCAGGACAUGGAUCCCGUGCGGCGUGCCAACAUGGUCCGCCGUCUGCCCAAGGCUUUCCGCGAGCGGCUCUACUUCCAGUACCAGAAGAAGCUGGCCAUCCCGCGUGUCGAGUUUGACGCCAUGAUGGCCAGCUCACGCGCUGAUGCUGCCGCAGCUGGCUUCAAGCGCCAGCAGGGCGGCAGCUUUGAGCGCCGCAUCGUCGAGGACGAUCCCGACGAGCUGCGCCGCAACGUCCGCCACGUCAUCCGCCAGACGGUCCACUGGCCCAGCACGACGCAGAGCCUGAAGAGCGUGGUCACCGCCGGGAUUCCGCGGUCGGUCCGCUACAUGGGCGAGAAGUGGGACAAGUGGCAGCAGGGCCGGAAGGAGAAGGGUGAGGAGGUAGGCAGCAGUCCUGUGACGAGCGAGAAGCCAGGCGAAAGCGAAAACAACAAACAAGAAAAUAAAUAG
Messenger RNA from Grosmannia clavigera kw1407, 1554 nucleotides. RefSeq names its product mitochondrial import protein mmp37. Bases 1 to 1554 code for a protein of 517 amino acids. Gene Ontology annotation, biological process: CDP-diacylglycerol biosynthetic process; cardiolipin biosynthetic process. The record is from RefSeq and is a predicted model, not a curated record. Lineage: Eukaryota; Fungi; Ascomycota; Sordariomycetes; Ophiostomatales; Ophiostomataceae. Gene Ontology annotation, molecular function: phosphatidate cytidylyltransferase activity. Gene Ontology annotation, cellular component: mitochondrion. The transcript has a single exon.